AAUUAGAGGACUGUUAAAUAAAGAUUUAUUUGUGUAAUGAUGACUAGCGAGUCACGAGAAAAUAAAUCCACCUCAAAUAUCUAUUUCCGGCGAUCUGGAAUCCCAGCUGAUCCCCGCUCGAAUGCCAGCGGCUCAUUUUCGCGGUCUUGAUGAUUACCUAUUUGUAGAAAUAUACAUUGGACCAGUUUACUGCCGACUAGCAUCCACUUCACUGCACGACCACAUCUCAUUUAUAAUAUUAACGAUCGACGACGCAGUCAGUUGUUGACUAUUGACUAUCAAUCAUUAAUUCAAACUUGACAAUUAAAAAAUAAACAAAAAAUCUGGCGUCACUUGGAAGUUCCAUUUUAAACGAUCAAAGAAACCAGCUAGAUGACAGCUGGUCUAGAUGUCCGAUGUGUCAACAACGCAUGCAGGAACCUCGUCUCCUAGAUUGUCUGCAUCCACUCUGCUUGAACUGCGUCAAGGCGUGUCGCUCUUUAGCUGAAGACUCACGCGAUGACUCGCCCUGGAGACGUCCUGAUGAGACUAAAGGCUGUCCAACCUGCGACCAUCCAUUUUCUUCACCAGAAAAACCACUACCACCGCCUCAUUAUCCUCUUCAGCAUCGAAUUCUCAUAGAUGCUAUCAUCACUCAACAGCUGCUGUGCUACUGCGAUGGAUGUCACGGUCAAGUCCAGGCUUCACUCCAUUGCUCAACUUGUUUGAGAAACUUCUGCGAAAAUUGCGGCGCAGAGCAUCAGAAAAUACGAACGAGAACUGGAACACAUGAGAUAGUAGCUCUUUGGCAAGCUAAACGGUUCCGACGAACGACCGUGUGUCUAGAUCAUCCUCAACACUCGCUGAGAUUUUACUGCAUCGCUUGCCAACAGGUAACUUGCUGCGAGUGCAUGUGGAGAGAAUCACACCGAGGACACGCGUGUGAGAAUCAUAAAACUGCGGGUAGGACUGCUGCAAGAAUAUUAGCUAAUGCAGUUCAAGAUGCUAGAAUUUUAUUGAAUAGUCUUCUUGUGAAUUAUACACUGAAAUCUUUUUCGGCGGUUAAUUUGUAUCGGAAACGAUUUAGUUUUCGAAAUCAAAGAAUUAACUUGCAAGAAAAUGAAAAACAAUUUUUACAUGCCCAAGAAGCGAAACAAAGAAUUGAAGAAUUUAGAAGACUCGAAACUUCACGACAUCUUUUAGAUGCUAUUUCUCUAGCUGAACAACUUCUUGCUGAAGGUUUGGGAGCAGAGAUUCUUUGUCUAUCGAAGGUAAUCUUAAAGAGAUUACAAAAGUUAGGGUUACCUGUACAACCAAGUUUUGGAAUAAGUAAACUAUUUUUUUAUUUUUUUAAUAAAUGUUUAGGUGAUGUGUAUAGAGGAAAAAACCACCCGGGAGUAUUUCAUUGCUGUACAUUUUGUUCAAGCGGAGGAAAAAAGGAAACUAUGUGUUUCUGUCAGGGAACUAUGCCUGGCGAAUUUAUUUUUGAAGGUGGAUAUCGAGGAUGCGGACACGCUCAUUUUGGACAUCCUGGAGUUAAACAUUGGUCUUGUUGCGGGUCUACAGAUCGUAACAGUAUUUGCACACAAUGGAAAAUUCGAAAUCCCCCUUUUUUUUCUUUUUAAUUAAAACUCAGACGAUAUGACGUAACUUAUGAAAAUCUUGUAGAACUUAUAUCAUAUAUUUUUUUAUCUUGUAAAAUCUAUUUUUCAUACUUAAUAAAAAAUUAGAAACAAAC
Molecule: messenger RNA, 1717 nt
Organism: Cotesia glomerata
Lineage: Eukaryota; Metazoa; Arthropoda; Insecta; Hymenoptera; Braconidae
Product: tripartite motif-containing protein 45
Exons: 7
Coding region: 396-1604 (402 amino acids)
Biological process (GO): positive regulation of DNA-templated transcription
Cellular component (GO): nucleoplasm; chromatin
Molecular function (GO): ubiquitin-protein transferase activity; zinc ion binding
Source: RefSeq, a predicted model, not a curated record